Messenger RNA from Myotis davidii, 3868 nucleotides. RefSeq names its product WD repeat domain 78 (gene DNAI4). The record is from RefSeq and is a predicted model, not a curated record. Lineage: Eukaryota; Metazoa; Chordata; Mammalia; Chiroptera; Vespertilionidae. Gene Ontology annotation, molecular function: dynein light chain binding; dynein heavy chain binding. Gene Ontology annotation, cellular component: axonemal dynein complex. Gene Ontology annotation, biological process: cilium movement.
CGAGCUUCCUCCUGCUCCACCAACCCUCUGCCCUCCCCUCCGCCUCCGCCCUCCUCCUCGGCCUCCAGCCGCCAGCCAACCGCGCGGCCGCUUGUUGAGCCCGGGCUCCACCGUCUCCAUGACGCCCGGCAAACAUUCCGGUGCUUCAGCCCUCGCCGCUAACGCCCGGGGUUGGGGCAGGGGCUCCCGGAGCCGGCGGGGAAAGGGGUGGUCGGCCACUCCCCAGCCCGUCGCCACCAUGCCCGGCACUCCGAUAGACCACUACAGAAAGCCGAGCGGCGCAUCGAACUUAGGCAGUCCAAAAAAGAAGUCUUUUACUGCCCUUUCUAGCCCAGGAAAAGGAGCUCAAACAAAAGGAUAUCUUGGUGUGUCCCCAAGCAGAAUGGGUUCAUCAAAAAUCAUGGCGUCGUUACCAGAGGUGAAAACAGAUAAAAUGACUACCACAAAGGCAGCCAUACAGGUGUUUGACGUAAAUGGAGUUGAUGUUACUCCUCGACCUCUUUACCGUCCAGAUCCACAUACUGGUACACCAAAGCCAAAUAAACUAUUGACAUCACAAGAAGGAUCAUUCUCAUCAGAAUUUGUACCUUCCCACAGCCUUUAUCAAAAUACACUAAAUCCUAGUAUGUUAGGGCAGUUUUCAAGGUCAGUUUUAGGAAGCAGUUCAGUGUCUAAGUCAAGUCUUUCAACUAGUGAGUCAAUAGCAGAAGACCUAGAAGAAGCCUAUAAACGAGAAGGACCGGCUAGUGUUACAGAGUUACAAAUUCCAAAGAAAACAACCAGAAAAACUAUAACCAAAGAAGAACUAAAGAAGACUAUAGACAUACUACUCACAGAGACAGAAACAAUGACAUUGUUUAACCUACCAACAGUCAUGAUUUCUGUAGAAGCUGAAGAAGCUGACAAAAUACUGUAUGUAUGGUUUAACUGUUUAUAUUGCUUCUAUAAUUUAAAUGCAAAGACAGAGUUUCUUACUAUUUUUUUAAAAAUAUGUUUUGGGGAAAAUUCUUUAUUAAAUCCCUGUACUUUAAAUGAAAGUUUAGCAUGCAUAAUGUCUACUGCUUGGGAUUUAUAUGAUUCUUAUAAUACUCUGGAGCUUGCAUCUUUACCAAUAAAACAAUCUACAGUUGACUCAAGCUGUAGAGGAAGUGUAAAACGAUCUAUAAUUGAGUCGAGCAGUAAAGUCAGUGUACCUUCUAAAGAUCAGGAUCGAAGAGGGCCAGAGAGUACUACAGAAAAAAAUAGUGAAGCCAGUUCUAUAAUGGAAAUAGAAAAUGCAAUUCUGGCUAAAAUGCAUGAUGAAGAAGAAGACCACUCAGAAGCAAUAUUCAAAUCUGAAAAGUUUCACCAGGACUUAUUUUUUAUGGAACGAGUUCUAAUGGAGAAUGUAUUUCAGCCCAAACUUGCAGCUUAUCGUCAGCUUCCUAUUUUAAAAGAACCCAAACCUGAAGGGCAUAAAGACCUUUCAGAAGGUAAAAAACGUGAAGAGGUAGAAGAGAAGAAGGAAGAGGAUGAAGAAAUAGAAAUAGGUGAAGAACAAUCAACAAUACCAGCCAAUUUGGAACGACUUUGGUCCUUUUCCUGUGACUUAACCAAAGGCCUUAAUGUGAGCAGCCUUGCCUGGAAUAAAACAAAUCCAGACCUUUUGGCUGUUGGCUAUGGGCAUUUUGGAUUUAAAGAGCAAAAAAAAGGAUUGGCUUGCUGCUGGUCAAUAAAGAAUCCCAUGUGGCCAGAACGUAUUUAUCAGAGUCCAUAUGGAGUUACUGCUGUGGAUUUUUCCAUUGGAACACCUAAUCUUUUAGCAGUUGGCUAUUACAAUGGCACCAUUGCAGUUUAUAAUGUACAGAGCAACGUUAAUGUUCCAGUUCUGGAUAGCAGUGAAUCACCUCAAAAACAUUUGGAACCUAUAUGGCAACUACAGUGGAUAGAACAAGAUCGAGGAACAACAGGUGAUGACAAGAGAGAAAUACUAGUUUCUAUAUCAGCAGACGGAAGAAUCACCAAAUGGAUUAUACGCAAAGGACUGGACUGUUAUGAUUUGAUGCGUUUGAAGCGAACUACUUCCAUCAUCAGCAGAAGAGGAGGGGAAAAGGAAAAAAAAGGUGAAGCUUUGAUAUCUCGUCAAGCUCCUGGGAUGUGCUUUGCUUUUCAUCCCAAGGACACAAAUAUCUAUUUGGCUGGCACUGAAGAAGGUCACAUUCACAAAUGUUCUUGUUCAUAUAAUGAACAAUACCUAGAUACCUACAGAGGACAUAAGGGUCCAGUGUAUAAAAUAGCAUGGAAUCCGUUUUGUCAUGAUGUGUUCUUAAGCUGUUCUGCAGAUUGGGGCGUUAUUAUAUGGCAACAGGAAAAUACCAAGCCUUUUUUGAGUUUUUAUCCAACUACUUACGUUGUUUAUGAUGUUGCCUGGUCCCCGAAAUCAUCCUAUAUAUUUGCAGCUGCAAAUGAGAACAGAGUGGAGAUUUGGGACCUUCACAUCAGCACUUUGGAUCCUCUAAUUGUGAAUGUUGCUAACCCUGGAAUCAAGUUCACAACUGUUCUCUUCGCUAAACAAACAGAUUGCCUUCUAGUGGGAGACAGUGAUGGACAGGUUGCUGUGUACGAACUGAAAAAUAUGCCCACUCAUUUGUCUUUUGGCCGGAGAGAUGUGAUAGAUAAUUUGCUUGCACCAAGGUCAAAUCAACCAGCAUAAAUUGUCAUUACUGAUAUCCUUUCUUGUUAAUUGUUUUUUUUUAAGGAACAAUGUUUAAUAUCUAAUAGUCUGAUUGGAUUUUGAUUUUAGAAAACAAUAUUUAAUGUAUAACUUCUAUUUGAACUUAAUAGAAAUUUAAUCAACCUUUAUUCCAGAGAUAUGUUGUUAGUUUUUUAUCCAAGCUAAUUGUAAGGGUAUUGUUAGGAUUUUCUUAAUUUUUGAAAGAUACUCCUACUGCAUUUCUUAAUCGUAUUCCAAGUACACAUAGAUACUUAUAAAAUGUCUAUGUAUGUUAGAAAAUUAUUAUUCCUUCAGAAGAAAAGCUUAGAAGUUAUUAGAAUUACUUAAACAAAAAUCUUUAUUAAGUCUAAGUUCUAUACACAUUUAAAUCUUCUGUUUUCCAAGGUUUGUGAAUUAUGCAGGUGCUAGUAUUAAGAAAAUACUGGAUUUUCAUACUCAACUUUAAAUCAAUAUUCAUCCUCUUAGAUCUGAGAGCUGAGCUAUAGAACUUUAUUAGACUAUUUGACAAGCAAAAGACAUGACAGCAAAAGUCAGAAUUGCACUGUUUGGCCAGCAGGCAUGACACUCGCAGUUCAGGGAGAAGAGUUAGUCUGGGACACAUCAGGGCUCCCUCCUCUGCCUGCCCGGAAUCUGCCCAGACUUAAGUGGGCCCGCAGAGAAAACAGGAAGUCCCUGAUCUAUAGUUUGCAUCAGGAUGUUAUUUUAUAAUGACUUCUAGGGCAAGCUUGUGGAAAUAGAAGGAGUAGGAGGCAGUGACUCCUCCAAACAUAGAUUGCUAACAGUCUGUUCCAUGCUGUUUGUUUCAACAAGUCCUGGUUUUUGUUAACUGAGGCUGAAGGACAGUAUGGCCUAUAAAGCAUGUUACGUGAGGAGGACAAGACAAGGCAUAUAAAUUUAACACUAAGAAUACAAUCCGUGCAACAGUGGGAACUACCUUUCACAAGUAUCAAUUUCUUCAACAUCUCUAUUUCUGUGGAGCCAUCCGUUAAACAAAAGCAAGGCAACUUUUAGGUAGACUGAGAUCUUAGGUCAUGUUAUAAGGAACAUACAUUUCCUACUGGUAGAAGUCUAUUGUAAUACAUCUCCUUGUCUUUCUGAAAGGUUGGACUUUCCAUAGCACCCUGUGCAACAAAAUAAAAACUUAAUUUCAUUGGU